This is a messenger RNA of Penicillium alfredii, 2412 nucleotides long. RefSeq lists its product as uncharacterized. NCBI's taxonomy places the organism in Eukaryota, Fungi, Ascomycota, Eurotiomycetes, Eurotiales, Aspergillaceae. Gene Ontology annotation, molecular function: chromatin binding. The transcript is spliced from 2 exons. Bases 1 to 2412 code for a protein of 803 amino acids. Gene Ontology annotation, biological process: DNA damage checkpoint signaling; DNA repair; mitotic DNA replication checkpoint signaling. The record is from RefSeq and is a predicted model, not a curated record.
AUGGACGGCCGUCCCUCCAAGAGACAGCGCAGAUCAGGUUGUUCAGAAAGUGAAUCGCAAGGCGCAUCGGGGAAUUCACGCCCGGCCAACAUCAAACCGUUCGCUCUUUCAUCGCGUCCCAAAGCUCGCUCGCGACCUUCGGCCUCAGCUCCGUCAACUCGCGUUCCCUCGUCCUCCCCAUCGCCUACGAAAAAGUCCGGAACCUCGCCCAAACAGACCCAAUCCAAGUCGUUACACAACUUUUUCCAGCCGGCUACGGACGGGCAACGAUGGUCCUCGCAAAAGUUCGAGGCCCCAGCACUCGGCUCGGUAACAGAGGCCGCUCUUGAGGAUGAUGCCAUUGAGGACGACUAUGACUCCUACGAUGAAAUCUUUACUCAGCAUAUGGUGGGGCGGCCGGCGGGUGUGACAGACGACGCCAAUUCCACUCAGGAGCGUCGGAUCGGGUCAAAACAGACAGCUAAUCCACGGAAAAAGACUCAUCACUCCAAACGAUUUGUCUUGCCCGACUCUGAUCGAAGUACUGCCACUCAACCCAGUGCAGCUCGCUCAAGGGAUUUGGACCAACUUCCGUGGUCGCAACGGUUCGCGCCGUCGAAUCUGGACGAGUUGGCCGUUCACAAGAAAAAGGUCUCCGAUGUGCAAAAUUGGCUGGAAGACGCUUUUGCGGGAAGACGAAAUGAGAGGCUACUCGUCCUACGAGGCCCCGCGGGGAGUGGAAAGACGACGACUAUAACGCUGCUUUCAGAAUCACUUGGAUUCGACAUUGUCGAGUGGAAGAACCCUCCGGUGUCCGAAUUUACAGCCCGGGAUUACAUGCCCGUUAGCGCCCAGUUCGAGGAAUUUCUAGGACGCGGCGAUCAGUUUGGAGGACUAGAUCUUGAAUAUAUUACCAGCGUUGAUCCGAAUACUGGGGAACGCGACUCACAUUCUCGCUACCGCAUUCUCCUAAUUGAGGAGUUCCCCGCCGCACUGAACCGCGCAUCAUCCAGCCUCACAGCCUUCAGAGCUUCACUUCAGCGUUACCUUGCUGCGUCACCCGGUCCACCCGUCGUGAUCGUCGUGUCCGAGACCCUGCUCAGCUCGGCAUCGUCGAUUUCAGACAACUUGACGGUGCAUAGGUUGCUUGGGCCAAGCCUGUAUAAUCACCCCAUGACAACAAUGAUCGACUUCAAUAGCAUUGCACCCACAUUUAUGCUGAAGGCCCUACGGUUGAUUCUCGAACGUGAGGCUCGAGCAUCAAGACGUGUCCAUAUACCUGGUCCAGGGGUCCUGGACCGGAUUUCGGAAAUUGGAGACAUCCGCAGUGCAGUCUCGUCUCUUGAAUUUCUCUGCCUAAAGGGGGAUACGGUGGGGAAAUGGGGAGGCAGGUUUACCAAAGCAAAGAAGUCUCGAGAUGUGGCAUUGACGCCGAUGGAGCAAGAGUCUUUGAAAAUGAUCACCCAGAGAGAGGCGAGUCUUGGGAUGUUCCACGCCGUCGGAAAGGUCGUCUACAACAAGCGGCUGGAUGCAAGUCUGGUGCCAAACGAGAUUCUUCCGCUCUCGCCCCCAGAUCACCUUCACCACCAUCGGCGACCGAAAAUUUCGCAGGUGGCAGUGAAUGAGCUGGUCGAUGAGACCGGAACCGAUAUCGCAACUUUUAUCAGCGCCCUGCAUGAGAACUACCCUCCGUCGUGUGAUGGAGCUUCUUUCACCGAUUACCUCAACGGAUGCAUCGAGGCGCUCUCCGACAGCGAUAUUCUCAGCGCCGAUCGCAGACCUACGCAUGCUGCGCGGGACGGAAUCGGAAUUGGGGUGACCUCUGUCAACGGAGGAGUUGACGUGCUGCGACAGGAGGAAACCUGCUUCCAAGUGGCAUCCCGCGGGCUUCUUUUCGCCCUGCCUUACCCAGUCAAGAGACGGUUGAGCCCUGAAGGUGGACGAAGCCGCGCCGGGGACGCAUACAAGAUGUUUUAUCCGUCGUCCUUGCGCUUAUGGCGAGAGUCGGAGGAAAUCGACGGCCUGAUCGAUUCGUGGUCGAGGCUACUGCUCGAUCCCUUCAGUCCGCCGCAUGACACAAUAUCUACAACCGAACUCGCAGGUGUCAAAUCGUGGAAAAGCCACCGGUUCGGUUCGUUUGGUAAGCCCGGGGUCAGCGAUCCGCACUCGACGGUCGUGACCAUGAUGUCGCGACAUGAUCUACUGCUCCAUCAGCUGCCUUACAUGGCCCAAAUCCAGCGCCAUGGGCCAGAGAGCUGGCAAUUGGAUAAGAUUACGAAUAUUCGGACCAGUGACAACCUUCGUGAUGAGGGCAUCGACGAGCUGGAGGACCUACCACAGCCCCAGAUGCCCCAUCACAGGAGCAAUGCGUUUGGGCCUCGGAUGCAAGAGGAAGAGAAGCUGAUUCUUAGCGACGAUGAUAUUGUGGACUGA